ACUCAUCAAAUCAUGCACCUGGCCAUCCGACCUCAGCUUGAGAUGGAUGCGCUCAAACGGUCUAUCGAUAUCGUUUCGUGCAACUAUCGUCCUUCAAGCAUGUCGACGAGGUGGAUGAAUUUGCUGCCUCUGGUGCAUAACUAUACAGCAGUGCGAUCAUCAGAUGAAGAAAGCAACAGAUCAGAACCCACAGCAAGCCCUGGACUACCGAAAGUCAUCUCUAGACUAUUCACUCGAAACGCACGUCUUCUUCUGGUCCUGUUUUCCAUCGGAUUGCUUGCAUACCUAGGAUCGGAGUUGUCUACCACUGACCGAUUUUCGACCGUAAAGCACAAUGGCGAUUCACCAAAUUCAUCGUUCCUCGAUGCUGAUCUUGAGUUGCACCCCAAUAGCGGGAUAGAGGUCGACUGGUCCAAGUUCGCGUAUGCGCAAUAUGUCACCGAGAAGAACUACCUAUGCAACUCUCUCAUGAUCUUCGAGACGUUACAUCGUCUGGGCAGCAGAGCGGAGCGUCUUAUGAUGUACCCCGAGCAAUGGUCCCUCGAGUCUGAGUCUCCAGAGUCGACGCUACUUCACAAAGCACAGGACGACUACAACGUCAAACUAGUGCCUAUUCACGUUCAGCAUUUCUCUGGAGAAGCCACAUGGGGUGACAGCUUCACGAAGCUCUUAGCAUUCAACCAAACACAAUAUGAGCGUGUGAUCAGUCUGGACUCUGAUGCGAACGUUCUGCAGCAUAUGGACGAGCUCUUUUUCUUACCAAAGGUCCCUGUCGCCAUGCCUCGAGCAUACUGGUUGAAAAAUACCCUAUCAUCUCAACUCGUCGUCAUCGAACCUUCGAAGCAAGAGUUCGAGCGCAUUCUAUACGCCUUCGAGCACCGCAACAGCACCGAUUUCGACAUGGAGAUCGUGAACAACCUUUACGGACAAGACUGUUUGAUUCUGCCACAUCGCCGCUACGAUCUACUCACUGGAGAGUUCCGCAGCAAAGAUCAUCACAAAUAUCUAGGAUCCACGGCUGAAGUUUGGGACCCUCGCCAGGUUUUACAAGAGGCCAAGUUCGUACACUUCUCGGAUUGGCCCUACCCGAAGCCUUGGCUCGCUGGUGCUGAAUCCGUGAGGCUGGAAGUGCAACCUGCUUGCCACAACACUACCUCAGGAGAGCACGACUGCAGUGAUCGCGAAGUGUGGAACGAGAUUUAUGUCGAGUUUAGAGAACGACGAGGGAGAGUCUGUGGCUCGAAUUUCACGCUGCACAGGCGCUCGGAGCCUCUGUAUGAUAGACAUACACUGUCACCUUUUGAGCCUGUAUUCUAG
Molecule: messenger RNA, 1317 nt
Organism: Aureobasidium uvarum
Lineage: Eukaryota; Fungi; Ascomycota; Dothideomycetes; Dothideales; Saccotheciaceae
Source: the annotation of a GenBank genome assembly